Messenger RNA from Blepharisma stoltei, 3335 nucleotides. The record is from the annotation of a GenBank genome assembly. NCBI's taxonomy places the organism in Eukaryota, Ciliophora, Heterotrichea, Heterotrichida, Blepharismidae.
AUGAGAAAAAAUACCUCAAAAAAGUUCCACGCUUCAAAACCAUCAGAUGGUAGUUAUGAUUUAUUGGAGAGACUCUCUCAAACUAAAGCUGAACUUGCAUCUAUUUUUGCAACUAAUAGCCAAACACCAAAGCCUGUAAUUAAAACUAAUAAAAGCAAGGAAAGAAAACUAACGAACGCUGCUAGCGAACCUAUAUUUCCUCCAAUCAGUAUCCAUAGAAAUCCUUUAAGUCUAUAUACAGAACGUGACAUGAAACAAAAAGAAAGGAAAAGAUGGAUUCCUGAGCAUAAAACUAAGCUAAGGCAAUGGGCAGUCCAUAAAAAUAUCACUUAUAGGCGCUUCAAUUGGGAAAGGGCAGAAAAAUAUUUGCUCCACCCCUUUAAACUGGAACAAAAAAUUUGUUCCAAUUAAAAGCUGUAUAUUUUUGAAUAUAAUUAUAUUAAAUAAAAAUACAUGAUAACCGUUAUCUUAUUUUUAUAUCAUGCCUUCCAUUUUCCUGAGCCUGGGAUGAAUAUUGGCCGCAAUUAUGGGCCUAAUACUGUCAAGCACUAUAUAUAAAGCGUAUACCAGCUAAUUCAUUGUAAUUCGGUUAUAAUUUUUUCCAAAUAAAAAUAGGAUUAUGGAUAUAAAAUGUUUAGCGUUAUUUAAAUAGCAUUCUUUAUAAACUCUAAAUUUAAAUAGAACAAGUUCUAACUCCUCUCUCCGUGAGCGAACAAAACCAUUAAAAAAAUCCCUAUUUUUUCCCAAAAGCCCCACGCGAAUGAACAAAAAUGUUUUAAUAUAGCUCAUGCCCCUUUAUAUCGAGCAAAAUGUCCUGGCCUCUUGAACGAGCAAAACAGACUUUCUUAAAGAGAUGAUCUCAAUCUCUAUAUCAGUAAGUGCUAAAAAGUGCCAUGCCAAAAAAUGGUGACAAGUGAGAAAAAAGCUGACAAGUAAACGCGCCAAUUUUUAAAAGGUCUUAUAAAUUAAUAAUAAUAAUAAUAAUGAUAAUAAUAAAUACAUAAAUAAUAAAUGAUAUAUAUAAAAUUUAUGACUAAAACUAGAUGCCAUUCUCAGCUUCUCCAUACUGGAAGCCAUCUUGUAUCAAGAAUAAGUCUAAAAAUUAUUGGAGAUUUUUAGAGAUGUCUCAACCGAAGCAAUAACUAGUGGAGACCUUUGAUGGGUUUAACGGGGGGAGUCGCACUUUUGAAUUUUUUUCUAUAGACUAUUUCAAGUCAGCUUUUCUAUACUGGACGCCAUCUUGAUGACAUCUUGUAUUAAGCAUAAAUCCAAAAAUUAUUGGAGACUUUGAGAGAUGUAUCACCUGAAGCAAGAAUUCUUGGAGACCUUUGAUGGGUUAAAGGGGGGAAUCGCACUUUUGAAUUUUGCUCUAUAACUAUUUCAUGUCAGUUUCUCAAUACUGGACGCCAUCUUGAAUCAAGCAUAAGUCUAAACAUUAUUGGAGAUUUUGAUAGAUGUUUCAACUGAAGCAAUAACUCUCUUGGAGACCUUUGAUGGGUUAAAGGGGGGAGCCGCACUUUUGAAUUUUUAUCUAUAAACUAUUCAUGUCAGUUUCUACAUACUGGACGACAUCUUGAUGACAUAUUGUAUCAAGUAUAAGUCCAAAAAAUUAUUGGAGAUUUUGAGAGAUGCCUCAACUGAAGCAAGAACUCUUGCAAACCUUUGAUGGGUUAAAGGGGGGAGUCGCACUUUUGAGUUUUUCUUUAGGCAUUACUCAUAUCAGUUUCUCCAUACUGGACGACGCCAUCUUGAAUCAAGAAUAAGUCUAAAAAUUAUUGGAGAUUUUUAGAGAUGUCUCAACCGAAGCAAUAACUAGUGGAGACCUUUAAUGGGCUAAAGGGGGGAGUCGCACUUUUGAAUUUUUCUCUAGGUAAUAUUCAUGUCAGCUUUUCUAUACUGAACGCCAUCUUGAUGACGCCUUAUAUCAAGCAUAAGUCCAAAAAUUAUUGGAGAUUUUGAAAGAUGUCUCAACUGAAGCAAGAACUCUUGGAGCCCUUUGAUGGAUUUAUGGGGGGAGUUGCACUUUUGAAUUUUUCUCUAUAAACUUUUUCAAGUCAGUUCACAAUACUGGUUGCCAUCUUGAAUCAAGCAUAAUUCCAAAAAUUAUUGGAGAUUUUGAAGGAUAUCUCAACUGAAGUAAUAACUCUUGGAGACCUUUGAUGGGUUAAUGGGGGAGUCGCACUUUUGAAUUUUUUAUCUAUAGGCUAUUUCAAGUCAGUUCCACAAUACUAGAUGCCAUCUUGAUGACAUCUUGCAUCGAGAAUAAGUCCAAAAAUUAUUAGAGAUUUUUAGAGAUGUCUCAACUGAAGAAAUAAUUCUUGGAGACCUUUGAUGAGCUAACGGGAGGGAGUCGCACUUUUGAAAUUUUUUUAGGCAUUACUCAUAUCAAUUUCUCCAUACUUGGCGACGCCAUCAUGAUGACAUCUUGCAUCGAGCAUAAGUCCAAAAAUUAUUGGAGAUUUUGAGAGAUUUAUCAACUGAAGCAAGAACUCUUAGAGACCUUUUAUGGGUUUAAAGGGGGGGAGUAGCACUUUUGAGUUUUUUUCGAGGUAUGAAAGUCGUAAUUAUUUAUGAUUUAAUCAUUUGUCUCCAAGAUGUCUAAAAAUGAAAUGCUAAAUUUGGUGUUUGAUUAGGUUUAUAUCAGAAACCUGAUUGAUUGGGUGCUCUCAGUCUAAAUUGAGUAUCUUGAAUUUUAAAUUAAUUUAAUAAUAAAGCCAUUUUUAAAAUCGGCGCGUUUACUUGUCAACUUUUUUCACGCUUGCUACAAUUUUUUUGGCAUGGCACUUUUUAGCACUUACUGAUAUAGAGAUUGAGCUCAUCUCUUUGAGACAGUCUGUUUUGCUCGUUCAAGAGGCCAGGACAUUUUGCUCGAUAUAAAAAUCUAUAUAGGUAUGAGCUAUAGAAAAUUUUUUAUGGAAAAAAACUUUGAUAUAUAAGUGAUAAAUAAUAUAAUAAAGUCUCUAUCUAAUUAUGCUUAAUUUUAAACAAUUUGCGUUUUAAAAACAUAAAUCUACAAAUUAAAUAAAUAUUUGCUUUCCAGUUAACGAAGUGGGAUUUUUUUAAAUAUUUUUUUAUAUAUAAAUUUUAAAAAAAAAAUUAACCUUCUCCAUAAAUUUUUUUGUUCGCUCCGGAGCGGUAGAGUAAUUAAAUUUUAAUUUUUUGGCUUUAGCUGGGUAUCAAAGCUAUACAUAUCAAAAUUAUUUGUUUUUACUUAUAAAAAAAUAAUUUUUUAGGUUUUUUUUACACUUAAUUGAAAUUUUACCAAUAUUUUGUUCCAAUUUAAAGGUUGAGAUUUAGAAAAUAAAUAUUCAUUGGAAUUUUUAACACCUCAUUAA